AUGGGUUGUAAUGGGAUUGAACAUUUGUGCAAACAAGUGGUAGAAGAAAAAAAGGGUUUCAGACAAAUGAAUGAUGAUGAGUUGGGUAGUGUGAUAAGGGAAGUUAUGUCUCAAGAAGUUAAUGAUUCUGUUUCUUCUAAGAUGGAGGAGUAUUUGAAGGCAAAUUUAGGACUAGAAUCAUCGGAAUCGGAAGCUACUUCUUUGGCACACAUAGGUUUGGAACAUUGCAUCACAGAAACUAGUGGAACUGAGAGAAAUUCACCAAUAGCUGAAGACGAGGUUAUGAUUUCUAGGUCAAUGACAGAAAAGAGAGCGCUUCGAAGGCAUGACCUAAUAUUGGACAGACUAUCAGAGCAUGAGAAGGAAAAACUGAUUGCUAACCUAGUGAAGAUACAAAAAGACGGGACCGUUGAAGUUGAUCUAGAAAGGAGUGCUAGUGUUGCUUCCGAGUUGUUAGAGCUUCAGUCUUAUGAGGAGUCAACAGUGAGUGGAAGUUUUAUUAUUUCUGAUUCAAAAAAAUCAGUUCCGCGGUUGCAAAUUGUCAUACUUGUGGUUGGAACUAGAGGAGAUGUACAACCUUUUGUGGCCAUUGCAAAGAGACUUCAGGAGUAUGGUCAUCGUGUUAGGCUAGCAACUCAUGCUAAUUUUAAGACAUUUGUAAGAUCCGCUGGUGUAAAUUUCCACCCUUUGGGUGGUGAUCCUCGGGUAUUGGCAGGAUAUAUGGCAAGGAAUAAAGCUUGCACAGCACCUGAUUCAGAAACUGGCAUUCCCUUCACAGCUCAGGCUAUUAUUGCCAACCCUCCUGCUUAUGGCCAUGUACAUGUUGCUGAAGCCCUUGGGGUGCCUAUUCACAUCUUCUUCACAAUGCCAUGGACGCCAACCUAUGCAUUUCCUCAUCCUUUGGCACGUGUUCCUCAAGGUGCUGGUUAUUGGCUAUCUUAUAUAAUUGUGGAUCUACUGAUAUGGUGGGGAAUGCGAGGAAUUAUUAAUGACUUCAGGAAAAGAACGUUGAAGCUUCCUCCUAUUGCAUACUUCAGCAUGUAUCGUGGAUCAAUAUCUCAUUUACCAACUGCCUAUAUGUGGAGUCCUCAUCUUGUUCCGAAACCAAACGACUGGGGUUCUUUAGUUGAUGUUGUUGGUUACUGUUUCUUGAGGCUUGGGUCGAAGUAUCAACCACGGGAAGAUUUUGUCCAAUGGAUUAAAAAAGGACCAUCUCCUUUAUAUUUUGGAUUCGGAAGCAUGCCUCUUGAAGAUCCUAAACUAACAACAGAUGUUAUAUUGGAGGCACUAAAAGAGACCGAACAACGAGGAAUUAUUGACCGAGGUUGGGGUAAUCUAGGAAAUUUGGCAGAAAUUUCUGACGAUGUUUUCCUUCUCGAGGAAUGCCCUCAUGAUUGGCUGUUUCCUCAAUGCUCUGCCGUGGUGCAUCAUGGUGGAGCCGGAACCACCGCUACAGGAUUAAAAGCUGGGUGUCCAACAACAAUAGUUCCAUUCUUUGGAGAUCAAUUCUUUUGGGGAGAUAGAAUACAUCAGAAAGAGUUGGGACCAGAACCAAUUCCAAUAUAUGAGCUCAAUGUUGAGAAUUUAUCAAAUGCUAUAAAAUUCAUGCUCCAGCCCGAGGUGAAAUCUCGGGCGAUGGAAGUUGCUAAGUUGAUAGAGAAUGAAGAUGGCGUUGCAGCUGCAGUUGACGCGUUUCAUCGCCAGCUGCCCGAUGAGCUACCGCUGCCAGCUCCAUCUCCUAUUGAGGAGGACCAGUUAAGUCAUCUUGAUUGGUUUUUCGACCAACUUGCAAAGUGGUGUUGUGUGCCUUGUGGUGGUGUGUAG
This is a messenger RNA of Vicia faba (fava bean), 1824 nucleotides long. The record is from the annotation of a GenBank genome assembly. Lineage: Eukaryota; Viridiplantae; Streptophyta; Magnoliopsida; Fabales; Fabaceae.